Molecule: messenger RNA, 1713 nt
Organism: Oldenlandia corymbosa var. corymbosa
Lineage: Eukaryota; Viridiplantae; Streptophyta; Magnoliopsida; Gentianales; Rubiaceae
Source: the annotation of a GenBank genome assembly
AUGGCGUUCGAUAGAGUCAAAGCUGCAACGCACGGUGUGAAACCCGGAGAUGUGAGUUCGUUGCAACCGACUGAGAAACGAGUGAUUGUCCAUUUCAAGUCCGAUGCACGCCAAUUAUCGCUUGGGCCAAACUUCCCAUCGGCGCCGGAAAAUCUGAAAGAAUACAUUCUGUUCCUGAACCCAGAAUCCACGUACUACAAGUAUGAGAAUCCCUGCAAGUUCGAGAAUUGGGAACGGCUGCGUGUCUGGCCGUGGUCAGACAAACCCGAAAUCCAUAAGGCCUUCGUUCACUGGUACUACCAAUUGGAGCCGGAAUACGCCGAUACUUGGAGGAUGGCUGGGAUCUAUGACCUGUUGAAGUUCUGCACCAUAGGACUUGGCAAAAGUAGAGAUCUGGUGGAAGCUGUCCUAAGGUUUUGGAGUGAGAGCAGUAAUGUGUUCUGUUUUCCAUGGGGCCCUAUGACACCAACAUUGCUUGAUGUAUGCGUCAUCACUGGUCUGCCUGUUGUUGCAGAUGUGGCCGUGGAUGGCAAUGUGACUGAUGAUGAUGCAAUUGCAGCAGCGGCAGGGCAGUCCAGAAGCUAUGGACCUUUCAUCAACGAAAAUAAAGGGCACACAAGCCGGUUAGCAUCUGGAGUACAAAUGAACUUGGCAGAAGCUAUACUUGCUAUGUUGUAUCAUUGUUUGCAUGAAGCCAGGCAUAAUCCUGGUGCUACCUUCUGUGGCCCUAAUACAAGGAGACUUGGUAGAGAAAAGCUCACAAUGUCUCAAUAUACCAUGCAUCGGGAGUUAAUGGAUCUGAGAGAUAGUUCUGGAUACGAGGCAAUCAAAACCUCCUUUGGCAUUGGCAAGUUUGCAAAGAACAAGUCAGUUGGUGGUGUUGCAGAAACAGAGAAGAAAGGGAAAAGAAAAAGUGGUGUCGCAGCAAAGACUGGUGGUCAAUCAAGCAAGAAGAGCAUUGCAACCGCCGCUGUCAGGGCAAGAACAAGUACCCGGAAGGAUGCUCCAACCUCCACCCGUCGACCCAAGAGGUUGAUUGGGAGGAAGCGGUCUACUAGUGAAGUCAGCAAUAAGAAGAAUCCUGUAUCUGUGUCUGAGAGUGAAGAGGAAGAAGCAGAGAGCCCAGGCAGGGAGAAAGGUUCUGCUGCAGUAGCUGAAGAUCAAACUGCACAGAAAAUAGUUCGUGAGAAUGGCGGUUCCAGAAGCAAAAGGACAAUGAAAACGGCCAGUUCGAGCGCUCCAACCACUUUUGGGAAGAAAGCUCCUCCUUCCUUAGAGUCACUCAAAGCUAGAUUGGAACGAACAAAAGCAACAUCCUAUGUGAAAACAGAAGAAACGUCCAGUGUCCCUGAAAUGCCUCUAGGAGCAGGGCAACUGAAGACCAACAUCAAAGAGGCUAUUGCUGCCAAAUCAAAGGCAAAGGAAGAACUGGAGAAGGCACAAGCCAAACGCAAACAAUUGGAGGCGGAGCUAAGUGGUGUUGUUGCGAACACUGAUGUGGCACUUGAUGCAUAUGGGCAGGAAGUAGGAACAGCUCCCGACUCUCCAAUGCCCGUGACUCAGACCCCUCCAAGUCAUCCUGAAGUCGGUGCAACAGCAGAAGAAAGGCAAACAACUUUAGGAAUGCCACAAGAUGUGACACCACCUGAAGAAGAGGCCAUUGAUGUGGCACCGUUAGCUAGCAGGCCUUCAACCCCUCUAGUAGAGAUAUGA